This is a messenger RNA of Nasonia vitripennis (jewel wasp), 1757 nucleotides long. Its product is annotated as lipase 3-like. Bases 67 to 1368 code for a protein of 433 amino acids. Gene Ontology annotation, biological process: lipid metabolic process. The transcript has 8 exons. The record is from RefSeq and is a predicted model, not a curated record. NCBI's taxonomy places the organism in Eukaryota, Metazoa, Arthropoda, Insecta, Hymenoptera, Pteromalidae. Gene Ontology annotation, molecular function: hydrolase activity, acting on ester bonds.
AUAAAGCCGUGCGAUCGAGGCAGAGGCUAGUCAUAUCGAUUUAUUUUCCAGACCAGCAGAGGCACGAUGAGUUUGACAAUUUUGACAGCUCUGUGUGUGGUCGGAUUGACAGUCGCUCUAAGUGACGGAGCAGCAGUAUCUCCGGAACUGUCUCUUCUUCCGUCGGAAAUCCAAGCGCUGGAUUCGAUUUUCCCACAGGAUUUGAAUGUAACCGAAUUGGAACUAGCUCUUCGUGCUGAACAUCCCCAUACGCAUCUCACUGCCGUCGAAGUGAUUAGGUUGUACAAUUACAGAGUAGAAACUCAUACCGUUAAAACAAGCGAUGAUUACAUUCUCGAGUUGCACAGAAUAACGGGUAAUAAAGAUAAUCCAAUGCCCGAUGGUAAACAUCCUAUACUUCUUCAGCAUGGAUUGUUGUGCAGCUCUAUGGAUUGGGUGCUCGCUGGUCCGGAAAGAGGAUUUGGUUUUAUUCUCGCUGAUGCCGGCUACGAUGUAUGGCUAGGAAAUGUCAGAGGUAGUAAAUACUCCCGGAGACAUAAGACACGUACCGUAGAUGAUCCUGACUACUGGAACUUUGAUUGGCAUGAAAUGGGUGUUAAUGAUCUGCCAGCCAUGAUCGAUCACAUUCUGAAAACUACCGGAUACAAAAAAUUGUUUUACGCUGGACACAGUCAAGGAAGUACAGCAUUUUUCGUUAUGGCCAGCGAGCGUCCUGAGUAUAAUGACAAAAUUAACGCUAUGUUCUCGCUUGCGCCAGUAGCCUACUGCUCGAAGAUGUUCAGUCCUAUAAUGCAAUUUCUCGCUCAAAUCGUAAAACCCAUUAACCUCGUUACAAAAUUCAUAGGCUUGUACGAAUUUAAGCCUACGAAUGAAUUUUUCAAAAAGUUCGCAUCAGUGAUUUGCGAUGCUAGUUCCAUCUUCCAACCAAUAUGCGAGAAUGCGGUAUUCAUGAUUACCGGCUUCGACAAAGAUCAAAUGGAUUUGUCGCUGCUCCCAGCUAUCUUGGCUCAUAUUCCAGCCGGAGCAGGUGUUAAUCAAUUUGUUCACUAUGCACAAAUCAUCAAAUCAGGACGAUUCCAUCAAUUUGAUUAUGGCAUGUGGGGUAAUCUAAAAAAAUACAAGAGAUUAACGCCACCAUCUUACAAUCUUAAAAAAGUGAAAGCUCCAAUUUCCCUUCAUUACAGUGUAAACGACUGGCUUUCGGAUCCAAAAGAUGUGGAAAAAUUGCACUCACAACUUCCAAACCCCGUUGGAAAGUUCCGAGUUGUUCACGACAAGUUCAACCAUCUUGAUUAUCUUUGGGCGAAAGAUGCCAAAAAACUUCUUUACAGUAAGAUCAUGAGCAUUAUGCUUCGUUAUAAAGAUUAAUUUAAAACGAAUAGUUGUACCGCAGUUUUAAAAUAAUCUACGUAACAUAGAACCAAGACUAGUCGCAAGGCGCAAAGACUUAGAAAACACUUAUUUUGCGUGGGCUAUGUGGACGUUGCUAUCGUAUUAGAGGAAUCGUAUAUAGCGACAUCCAAAGUAAUCUCAAUUGUUUACAAAAGCAAUUUCUGUUAAACGGUUCUAGUCAAAAAUUUGAACAAAUUUUAACCCAUCGUAGCAAUGGAGUUGUUUGUUGUAGAAAAUUAACACUGAAAAUAGUACUGGAUAUAUUAGUUUUCUUAGUUUAACUUUAGCUUGUAUAUUGUUAUAAGGAUGAGGAUAUACCUAUGUGAUAUGUAAUUAUAACAAUAAAUAUAUUGACUUUCUUAUAA